Monopterus albus (swamp eel) is the source of this 1952-nucleotide messenger RNA. Its product is annotated as FUN14 domain-containing protein 1. Gene Ontology annotation, cellular component: mitochondrial outer membrane. The coding region runs from base 99 to 578 and encodes 159 amino acids. The transcript is spliced from 5 exons. The record is from RefSeq and is a predicted model, not a curated record. Gene Ontology annotation, biological process: autophagy of mitochondrion. NCBI's taxonomy places the organism in Eukaryota, Metazoa, Chordata, Actinopteri, Synbranchiformes, Synbranchidae.
AAACGAGACCAAAGCAUUUAACUUGACGUGGCAAAGCAUCAUAAUGUAGGUGUGGCUUAGUAUUGUCAACAUCCUGAUGACAUAACUACAUUACCAAAAUGGCGACAGUGGAUCGUGGAGAAGGUCAGGAUGAUCCAGAGAGCGAUGAUGAGGUUUAUGAGGUGGUGGACCUGACAGAAUAUGCCCGAAGGCACCAGUGGUGGAGUAGGGUGUUUGGGAACAACUCAGGCCCGAUUGCUGAGAAGUAUUCUGUAGCUACUCAGCUCAUGAUGGGAGGGGUGACUGGAUGGUGUGCUGGUUACCUCUUCCAGAGAGUUGGGAAGAUAGCUGCUACUGCUGUUGGUGGAGGUUUCCUUCUUUUGCAGAUUGCCAAUCACAGUGGUUAUGUGAAGGUGGACUGGAAGAAGGUAGAGAAGGAUGUAAAUAAAGCGAAGAAGCACCUGAAGAAGAAGGCAAACAAAGCAGCCCCUGAAAUAAACACAUUCAUUGAGGAGGUAAAGGCCACAGACUUUAUAAAGAGGAACAUCGUCUUGUCCAGCGGAUUCGUUGGUGGCUUCUUUCUGGGUUUGGCCUCCUAAAGCUGCUGCUGCAGAUGCUGCCGUCCCCACUUACUGUGAAUCACAUCAUGACUUAUCAUCACUUUCCUCUCCAUGAUUUACUGUUUGGCCCUGUGUUUGCAUUGAUUUGUCUCUAAAUGGACCAGACAUGGGGUGUUUAUUUUGAACAUUAAAGCAUGACCUAUUGUGACAGUGGUAUUAGCUGUGUUCUACUCACCCUAUUUUAAAUCAGCCCUAGCUAAUUGUUUUUUGUAGGGAGGAUUAAGUGCACGUUGUGAAGUGUAGGGGUGCAGUACACAAUUGGGGUUCUUGGAUUCUACUGUGAAGAUUCUCUUCUGUGGGACCCGUCAUGGAUCUUUGCCAGACAAUUGAAUAUGCACCCCAACUAGCACAAGUUUUUCUUUGGUGUCCAUGCCCCUGUGCAUUUGCCUGGCAGAUGCUGAUUUCAGAUUGUCACAAGUUGGCUUGUGUGGGUGCUGUUGUAAAUAUAAAGCCAAGCCCUUUUCAGAGUCGUAUAUACCCACACGAGUAAAUAUUAUAUAACGACAUGGAAGGAGCAGAGUGGGAAGGUAACACCAUCCCCCAGUCUAGUGCUGAGAUGUAUUUUUAAGUAGCUGUGAAGUUCAGUGAGUUUAUAUGCUGUUUAAGCAUAUAAGUAAACCCAAAUGAGUUUUUAAAGUUUGAAACACUGGCUGGGGGUUUAAACUGUUACAGUUCCACACUGAGCAGGAGUUCUUAUUGAUAUACAACACAUAUCAUGAGCAUAAAUCACAGCUAACUUGUUAUGCUCUAAACUGACUACAAGGAGUAUUAACUACAGAUUCUUAUUUCUCAUAAUCCUCAGCUUCACAGUGCCCUUUAAUGAAUGACAGGACAAGUAUCUGCUGUACCCUAAUUUUGACCAUCACAAGCUGCACACCAAAAGUCACCAGUCCUGUCAUUAAAGAGCAUAAUGGAGCAGCGACCGACUCCUACGCCCUCGCCAUUGUGCAUUUAGUGUCAGUAUAGCCAUAACACAACAGUGAUACUGCCGAGUUGUGUGCCAUUACAUUAUCCAGAUUUCCAGGACAUUCACACAUAGGAAUCUAGUUAAUUGUUAGUUAUUGAUCACAAGCAGCUAAUUUUGCCUUUUUUUUUAACCAGUGCAAUAUACAGUAUUGUUUGUUGGGGUUUUUUAGGUUGUGUUUUCAGUUGGCCUUUUUUAUGUUCCCUUUGCUUUGUUUCUGUUCAGUCUUUUUGGUAACUGAGCUGUAUGGAUUUUGCUCAGUGUCAUUUGAAAUAAAUAUGCCUGAUUUAAAUAUGUUUCUGGUAGUUGUCUGCAUGAGUGAAUGAAAUUUGGUUUUGGAGGGGGACUAAAAUGUGCGUCUCCAAGUUGUUUUUAGAGAGUAUACAAAU